AUGAAAAUAAGAGAACUGAAAGCUUAUAUUCAAAGGAAAUUUUCUUGCAAGGUAAAUACUCCACAGUGUCAAAGGGCACGAGCUAAGGCAUUAUUUUUAAUCGAGGGGAAACUGUCAGACCAUUAUGCAAAAGUUUUGGAUUAUGGCCAAGAAAUUCUUAGGUCAAAUCCGGGUAGUACCGUAAAUAUUGGAGUAAAAAGUAAUCCGAAUGGCAAUUAUUUUCAAUGUAUCUGCAUUUGCUUUAAAGCCUUAAAAGAUGGUUGGAACAACAGUUGUCGUCGGGUAAUUGGAUUGGAUGGUUGUUUCUUGAAGGGACGAGUUAAAGGAGAGCUAUUAUCUGCAAUCGGAAGAGAUGCAAACGAUGAAAUUUAUCUCAUAGCUUGGGCCGUUGUAAACGUUGAAAACAAAGACAACUGGAAGUGGUUCGUUGAACUGUUAGGUGCAGACAUUUGUUUUGAACAAGGAAGAGGUCUUACUUUGAUUUCAGACCAACAUAAGGGGCUUGUUGAAAGUGUGAAGGAACUAAUGUCAUAUGCUAAACACAGACAAUGUGCACGACAUAUUUAUGCGAAUUUUAGGAAGAACUUCAAUGGUGAGAUGGCAUUUUUUGAAGUUGAUAGGGCUUGCGGGGCAGUUGAGAAUGGGAUUUCAGAGUCUUUCAACUCUGUGAUUGUGGAAGCAAGAAGAAAACCAUUACUUACGAUGUUAGAGGGAAUUAGAUUAUAUUGCAUGGAGCGGUUUGAAGUUAUGUCAAGCAAAGCAAAAACAUGGGAAAAGGAAAUUUGUCCAAAUAUAAGUAAAAAAAUGAAUUAUUUCCAUACAAACAUGAGAAAUUGGCUAGUCUACCCUGCUGGAGGAAGUGUGUUUGAAAUAAGAAAUGGAUACGAUGCAUACAAGGUUGACUUAAAUGCACACUACUGUAGUUGCAAGCUAUGUAAGGAUAAAUUCAUAGCAGCAUAUACCAAGACAAUCAAUCCCAUGAAUGGAAGUAAAAUGUGGCCAAAAACACCUUACAAAAAGCCUUUGCCACCAAAAGAAAGGAGGAUGCCAAGCAGACCUACUAUUAAAAGGAAGAGACAUGAGAUUGAAAACAAAUCCAAGUAUCCAACUGUUUCAAAUGCAGGGAGGCCAGAAACUUGUCGUAUUUGUUUACAAAUUGGCCAUAAUGCUAGAACAUGCAAGAAUGAGAAACAACUACCCCCUCCCAAGCCAAAAAGACCGACCGGAAGGCCUAGAAAUGACGAUUUUGAUGAUCGUAUAAAAUGUGGAAGAGGAAGUAGAGGAGGAAAUAGAGGACGGGCUGGAGAUAGAGGAGGAGGUGUGAGAGUUAUAAUAAAUGACGAUGAUGAUUUUGUGGAUCAUUAUAUGGAAAAUGAAAACGAACAUGUUAUUUAUGAUGAUGAAGGAGUGCCUAACAGUCAAACACAAACUUGUGUCCCUGAGACGCAAUAUGAUGCAGAUGGUGAUCUUCAAGAGGUUCCGGUGAGAGAUGAGGAAGAUUCUGAAGAUUUUUGGAACAUCAUACCAAACUAA
Molecule: messenger RNA, 1533 nt
Organism: Lactuca saligna
Lineage: Eukaryota; Viridiplantae; Streptophyta; Magnoliopsida; Asterales; Asteraceae
Source: the annotation of a GenBank genome assembly